AUGGCCAGACGUUUCUCUAAGGAGGAGAAAGGAAAAGGUCUAUUUUCUGAAGACAAAGAAACUUACAUCAAGAGAAUCAAGGUCCCAUGCGUAGAUAACUCAGCACUCAUCAAGGAAAAUGCUUUGACCCUUAUUGGGAGAGUAACAAACCCAAAGGAGCAAAGAAUCUGGGCCCUCAUACCGGCGCUACCUCACAAAUGGCACCUACAAGGAAGAGCUACUGGGUCAGAUCUGGGAAAUGGAUGUUUCCAGUUCAGAUUUGAAAGAGAAGAUGAUUUACAAAGAGUAUUGGACAACCGACCUUACCACUUUGCGUACUGGAUGGUUAUCAUACAGAAGUGGGAACCUAUCAUCUCGGCCUCUUUUCCUUCACAAAUCCCGUUUUGGAUUCGCAUCAAAGGUCUUCCCCUUCACUUCUGGAUCGAGGAAAUGAUCUGCAACAUUGGUAAAGAUCUGGGAACAAUACAGGACCAUGAACUUACCAAGACAACAGCAAGAGUCAGAGUCCUUGUAGAUGGACUUAAACCACUAACCAAAGAAGCUAUUGUGGAAUUCGACUCGGAGGAGGAAAGUAUUAUUUACCUGGAGUAUGAAAAGCUGGAGAACCACUGUUCACGCUGCUAUUUGAUGUCUCACCUGAAGAAAGACUGCCCUUCUUACCUAAUGGAAACACAACGAGAAGAAAGUCAACAGAGCGGAAAGCUUAUAACCUAUAAGAAGGAAGUCCUCCCUGAGCAAAACGGCAUGCACCAGAGUAGUAGACAACAAAGCCCGGAUGGAUACUACAGGGAGUACAACUCAAAGGCCACUGGUGAGGGUAGAGCUGAUACGUUCCAUGAAAGGGUAGACCGUCAUGGUAACAUCUUUGGCGCUAGAGUUGCUACCAAGCAGACCCGAGUCCCUUCACCACCAAAGGUUUUGGAAAAUAUAAGAGAUGAUCACCACAGUUGGAGAGGCAAGGGAUUCGAAUCGGAAACUGAAACUCAAAUUCAAAGCUACAACUCCCCACCUUACACAAAGAGACAGGACCUAGGUAAAGAGAGAAACAUGUUUAAAAAGGCCCUCUUCCCCCAGAGAGGUCUCAGUGAAUGGAGAGUUAAACCAACUGAAGCAGCACCAUCAUCAGACCGCAGAGUAUCACCAGGUCGUAUGAGUCUCCAAAAUCAUGUACUGCAGAACCCACAGGGGGAAGCCCCCCAGGAAGCAUAUAAGGAACAAACAGAAGCUCAAAUACUUAAUGAAUUAAAUGAAGCAACGCUCUUGUACCUCAGCUGCCCAGACCCUACUGAAGCAGCAGCCAGGAGACAGAGGGUUCUAGCGGGUGAUGCGAUGUGUCAAACUCAAGAACGAGUGGCAAAAGCUAUCCUAGCUAGAUCAGCAGAACAGCGACGCUCACUAUCUCCUUGGGAACGUGGAAUAAAAUCAAUGAGCCCUCCGGGAAUCGAUUUUGACGUGGCUAUGCAACCAUCAGAUAUUGAAGAUACACCCCCACCUAUAAUGAGAAGAGCAGCACCGCAUCAGGAUGUUGAUUCACUACCUGAGAAACAAGUACAGAGCCCAAACGAUGGAAUCAACUCUGGUAGACUCAAAUCUAUCAUCAUAACUCCAACAGAUGGCAGGAGUGAAGAGCAGGAAGAAGCACGAGAGGUGGUGGAAAUUGCAGACGAUGAAGAAACCCUCCUGCAGUUUCAAAGCAAGAAGAAGAAGAGGAGUUCAAACUCAAUAAUAUUGAGGUCACCACGCCUAUAUCCUAGUAUCCUUAGAGGCGCAAGCUCAAAGAAGAGAAAACUCUCGCAAAUUCAACACUCACCGGGGAAUGGAAAAAAGCGAGUGGAUGGAGAGACCUCAAAGGGUUCCAAGACGUUAGCAAUAACCAAGCAUGGAGUAAGAACAGGAACCACUGCCCAAACGACCGCAAAAAACCCUGCAAUACAACUAAUCCCUGCAAUGACAAGGAAUCAGAAAGGAAACCGAGAUUCACAACCUCAACAAGCUUCCACACAUCAGCAAGGAAGGAAAGCAGUACCUCUGAGACAGGCACUGCAUCUCCACCGAAGAAGAAGCAGGAUUUUCGGUCUCCUCCUCCCCCGGCUCCUUAGCCGUUCUGAUCUGGAACUGCUGUGGAAUAACUCUGAAAUGGUCCUUGACACUCUAAAAUGGCUACCGAUUGAAAACCAUCACGCCGUUCCCCCGCAGACACCAGGAGGUGGAGGUCUAUUUCUCAUCUGGAAGAAGGAUAUAGAUCUCACAGUCAGGACAAGCACAAAGAACUUCAUUGAUACAAUGAUAGUGGAUAAAGGAAAAUCCUAUCAAAUAACGUUUGUGUAUGGAGAACCAGACCAUACAAAGAGGAUAUCAAUCUGGAAUGAUAUAUCAGCUCUACAACCAACUACUGGAUACCCGUGGCUCCUAACCGGAGACUUUAAUGAGCUAACUGAUAACAGCGAGAAGAAGGGCGGACCAGAGAGAGAGCAGAAGGAACGUUUUGCUCCUUCAGAUCAUUCCUAUCAAGCAAUGGGUUAUUUGACGUCAAGCAUUAUGUUUGAGGGCUCGGAUCACCGUCCCCUUGUCACGUUCCUAGAUACAAGAAGGAAAAAGGGAUCAAAGAUCUUCAGAUUCGACAGAAGAUUAAAGGAUAAUCCUGAGAUCAGAAAGCUAGUACAAGACACAUGGAACACUGCCCCCACACCUGGAUCUUUGUCUGAUCCAAUUCCAAAUGAUGAACUAAUCCAUGAUCUCAACACAGGCCUCCUUAAAGCCUACAAAGCAGAAGAAGAAUAUUGGCGUCAACGUAGUCGACAACUCUGGUUAACGUUGGGGGACUCCAAUACAGCUUAUUUUCAUGCAUCUACGAAGGUACGUAAAUCAGAGAAUAGAAUGACGGUGAUAGAAGAUGAUCACGGGGUACCUUGGUUGGAGGAAGAGCAAAUUACAGGAGUCAUCUGCAAGUAUUUCGACCAGAUCUUCAUCUCUGAGUAUCACGACGGCCUGCAAACAAUAGAAAAAUCUCUCAAACCUUGUGUAACUGAUGCGAUGAAUGAGGAACUCCUUAAAGAGCCAACAGAUGCAGAAAUAAAAGAUGCAACCUUUGCGAUCAAUCCAGAUAAAGCCCCAGCUAUCAUUUCUGAGAACCAGUCAGCCUUCAUUCCAGACAGAGCAAUCGCCGACAAUAUACUGAUCACUCACGAAGUGUUACAGUAUCUGAAGACAUCUCAAGCAAAGAAGAAGUGCACAAUGGCAGUUAAAACUGACAUGUCUAAAGCUUAUGACAGAAUGGAAUGGGAGUUUAUUUCACAAGUGCUUAAACGGUUGGGUUUUCACGAGAAGUGGACUAAUCUUAUCAUGCAAUGUGUAACAACCGUAUCCUACUCCUACCUAAUCAACGACUCAGUACAUGGCUCAGUUCUACCUAAAAGAGGAAUUAGGCAGGGAGAUCCUCUGUCUCCCUAUCUGUUCAUUCUGUGCAGUCAAGUUCUAUCGGGGUUGUGUCAAAAGGCUGAAAGAGAAGGUACCUUGCAAGGGAUUCGAGUGGCUAGGGGAAGUCCGAGGGUCAACCACCUCUUGUUUGCUGAUUAUACGAUGUUUUUCUGCUAUGCUUCGCCUGAUAACUGCAACAAACUGAAGGAAAUCUUGUGGGAAUAUGAACAAGCAUCUGGUCAGAAGAUCAACAAAGAGAAAUCUGCUGUCACAUUCUCCUCCAAGACGUCUACGGAGAUGAGAGUACAGGUUAAAACUCUAUUAGGAAUCAAUAAGGAAGGUGGCACUGGUAAAUACCUUGGAUUACCUGAGCAUUUCGGCAGACGUAAGAGAGACCUGUUUACAGCUAUAGUCGACAUAAUUCGUCAGCGAGCCUCCAGUCUAUCAGCGAGAUUCCUAUCCAGAGCGGGCAAGCUCACAAUGCUGAAAGCUGUCCUAACCUCUAUCCCAACCUUCUCUAUGUCGUGUUUCGAACUCCCUGUUAGUUUAUGCAAACGGAUCCAAUCAGUUCUUACUAGAUUCUGGUGGGAUGAUCCAAAAGGGAAAAGAAAAAUGUCAUGGGUUGCAUGGAGUAAAAUCACUAAGCCUAAAGCAGGAGGAGGACUAGGGAUCAGAGAUAUUCAGACGUUUAACCAAGCUCUACUAGCUAAACAAGCAUGGCGAAUCCUCACUCAACCUCACAGUCUACUGGCUCGAGUUCUCCUAGGAAAAUAUUGUCACUCUAAAUCUUUCAUUGAAAGCGAUACUCCAGCAGUGUGUUCUCAUGGGUGGAGGGGUAUCCUACAUGGCAGAGACCUGCUAAAAGGAAAUAUAGGGAGAGCUAUAGGGAAUGGUGAGACCACGAGAGUGUGGAAAGACUCGUGGAUUUCUUUGGAUUCACAAUUAAAACUCUUUGGUCCCAUCCCGGAAGAAGCGUUGGACCUUACAGUCUCUGAUCUACUUACAUCAGAUAUGCUAUGGAACCAAGAGAAGAUUGAAUGUUACCUACCUCUUUUGACGAAGGAGAUCCAACUCAUACAGCCUAGUCUGUCCAAAGCGGAGGAUUCUUUUGUUUGGAACCCACUACCAUCUGGUGUGUACACUACUCGCUCAGGCUACUUCUCGGCAACAAUGCAGACAGCUACGUUUCCAAACUCAAUUGAACCAGGAACCUUUAACUGGAUUAAGGAUGUUUGGUCUGAAGCUUGUUCACCAAAAAUGAAGCUUUUUCUGUGGUCUAUCAUCCAGAGAGAUCUGCCGCUGGGAGAAAACCUACAACAACGAGGGAUGAUAUCAGGAUAUUUUUGUAGAAGAUGUAAUGAGUUAGAAACCGCAAGUCAUACCUUCUUCCACUGUCCUUUUGCUCAGGAGGUAUGGCAACAUAUUCCCUUAAAGAACGCAGUUCACCUAGCUGCAGAGGCAACGUUUGCGGAGGCAGUUGUGGCUUUCAAACGAGCGAUUUGUCUACCACCUACAGUAAUCAUGUGUACGACUCUCCCUUGGGUUUGUUGGUCUCUUUGGAAUGCACGAAAUCAAUUAAUCUUUGAAGACAAAACCCUUUCUUCUAUAGAGACUGCAUCAAGGGGGAUGACAUUAGCAAGGGAAUGGAUAACAGCACAACACCCAAGCACUUUGAAUCCAAAGCCCAUACCUCGAAUGACAAAACGAAUGAACCCAAGAAUAGAGGACUCCUCAAGUUCGAUUUGCAGAACGGACGCGGCAUGGAAUAUACAAUCGAAGCAAGCGGGACUGGCAUGGAUCUUCUCUGAUGCGACUGGGUCUUGGAUUAAUCAAGGUACAAGAACCAUGAAACUGAUCAACUCGCCUCUGAUUGCGGAAGCUUUAGCUCUCCGAUCGGCUCUUCUCUACGCAGAAGCAUUAGGGCUCUCAAAGCUCCGAUGUUAUUCUGACAACGCAACGCUCAUCAGAGCUAUCAACACCGACACGCAGAUCAAGGAAAUCUAUAGUAUCAUCCAAGAUAUCAAGCUCAUCUCCUCUGCUUUCGUCGCUAUUUCCUUUAAUCACUUUGCUCGAUCUUUGAAUGUGGAAGCCGACUGUUUGGCAAAACAAUCACUUUCUUCAUCUCUCUUGUUGUUCUCAAACAAGCAACUUGAGAGUGAAAUUGAAGCUAGUCGUUCCUUGAUUCAAUCAGAUAAAGAGCAACAUCAUAUACCGCACGGCAAAGAGUCUGUGCAAGAAAAGAAAAUUCUCUCACAAGAAAAUAAGAUUCAGAGGCUUAAUGACCAGGUCCAAGAUUUAAGGAGGCAGUUGGUUCAAUGCAGGAAUGAAAAUCUUGUUGAGUUGAUGGAGCUAGUAACUGAGCUUGAUCAGCUGCCACUAAGUGGUGUCUAG
This is a messenger RNA of Brassica oleracea var. oleracea, 5808 nucleotides long. RefSeq lists its product as uncharacterized. The coding region runs from base 1 to 5808 and encodes 1935 amino acids. The record is from RefSeq and is a predicted model, not a curated record. The transcript has 8 exons. Lineage: Eukaryota; Viridiplantae; Streptophyta; Magnoliopsida; Brassicales; Brassicaceae. Gene Ontology annotation, molecular function: RNA-DNA hybrid ribonuclease activity; nucleic acid binding.